GUUCAUGGCACAUACAGUUAGCGCGUGCUCGCUGACACUUAUUUUUAUCAUCAUGUUGCUGUUGGUUAAGGCAAAAAUAGAUGUGUGCAAGAGAGGGGAUGUGACUGUGCAGCCUUCCCAUGUCAUUUCAUUAGGAUCCGCUGUCAACAUUUCCUGCUCUGUGAAGCCCAAACAAGGCUGCUUGCCAUCUUCCAGUUCUAGCAAGUUAAUCCUCUACAAGUUCGACAGAAGAAUUUAUUUUGACCAUGGUCACUCCCUCAGUUCUCAAGUCACAGGUCUUCCCCUGGGCACAACCCUGUUUGUCUGCAAGCUGGCCUGCAGCAGCAGUGACGAGAUUCGAAUAUGUGGGGCAGAGAUCUCCGUUGGUGUUGUUCCAGAACAGCCUCGAAACUUAUCUUGUAUACAGAAGGGAGAACGUGGAACUGUGACCUGCGCCUGGGACAGAGGACGAGACACCCACCUGUAUACUGCAUACACUUUACAGUUAAAUGGACCAAAAAAUUUCACUUGGCAAAAGCAAUGUAAUGAUCACUAUUGUGAUCAUUUGGACCUUGAAAUCAACCUAACCCCUGAAUCACUUGAAUCUAGUUACACAGUCAAGGUUACUGCUAUCAAUAGUCUUGGGAGUGCUUCUUCAUUUCCAUCCUCAUUCACACUGUUGGACAUAGUGAGGCCUCUUCCUCCGUGGGACAUCAGAAUCAAAUUCGUAAAUGCUUCCGUGAACAGGUGUACCCUUCUGUGGAGAGAUGAGGGGCUGGUGCUGCUCAAUCGACUCAGAUAUCGGCCCAUUAACAGCAGAUCCUGGAAUAUGGUUAAUGCCACGAAUGCCAAAGGAAGACAUGACUUGCUGGAUCUGAAACCCUUUACAGAAUAUGAAUUUCAGAUUUCCUCUAAGCUACAUCUUUAUAAAGGUAGCUGGAGUGAUUGGAGUGAAUCGUUGCGAACACAAACACCAGAAGAAGAGCCUACCGGGAUUCUCGAUGUCUGGUAUGUGAGACAGCACAUUGACUACCAUAGACAACAGAUUUCUCUUUUCUGGAAGAAUCUGAGUCUAUUGGAAGCAAGAGGAAAAAUCCUCCACUAUCAAGUGACCUUACAGGAGGUGGCAGGAGGGGAAAUCACACUACAGAACAUCACAGAACACACCUCCUGGACCUGGGUCAUUCCCAGAACUGGGAACUGGGCUGUGGCUGUGUCUGCAGCUAACUCAAAAGGCAGUUCCCUGCCCACUCGUAUUAACAUAACGGAUCUGUGUGGGACGGAGUUGCUGGCUCCUCAACAGGUCUUUGCAAAGUCAGAAGGCAUGGACAAGCUCAUGGUGACAUGGACACCUCCAGAGAAAUCUGUCCCUGCUGUGCAGAAAUACGUGGUGGAGUGGAGGGAGUUCCACCCAGGGGGCGGCAUGCAGCCCCCUCUUGGCUGGUUGUGGAGUACCCCCUACAGCCUGUCUGCUCUGAUUUCAGAAAACAUAAAACCCUACAUCUGUUAUGAAAUCCGCGUGCACGUGCUUGCAGGGGACCAGGGAGGGUGCAACUCCACCCGGGGUAGCUCCGAGCACAAAGCACCACUGAGUGGCCCCCACAUUAAUGCCAUCUCAGAGGAAAAGGGGAGCGUUUUAAUUUCAUGGGACGAAAUUCCAGCCCAGGAGCAAAUGGGCUGCAUCCUCCAUUACAGGAUAUAUUGGAAGGAACGGGACUCCAACUCCCAGCCUCAGCUUUGUGAAAUUCCCUACAGGAUCUCCCCAAAUUCACAUCCCAUAGACAGCCUGCAGCCCAGAGUGACAUAUGUUCUGUGGAUGACAGCUCUGACAGCUGCCGGCGAAAGCCCCCAAGGAAAUGAAAGAGAAUUUUGUCUGCCAGGCAAAGCCAAUUGGAGCGCAUUUGUGGCGCCAAGUAUCUGCACGGCUGUCAUCAUGGUGGGCAUUCUCUCAAUGCGUUGCUUCCGACAAAAGGUAUUUGUUCUCCUUUUGGCCCUCAGACCUCAGUGGUGUAGCAAAGAAAUUCCAGAUCCAGCAAAUAGCACUUGGGCCAAGAAAUAUCCUAUUGUGGAGGAAAAGACACAGCUGGCCUUGGAUAGGCUCCUAAAAGACUGGCCCACUGCUGAAGAACCCGAGCCCCUGGUUAUCAACGAAGUCCUUUGUCGAGUGACACCAGUCUUCAGACCUCCCCAUCACCCCAGCUGGUCAGAAAAGGGACAAGGAGUCCAAGGUCACUAUACCUCUGAGGAAGACACAGGGUACAUUGCCUCAAGCCCACCACCUCCGAGAGCUCUCACAGCAGAGACAGGACAAGGGGUGGAUCUAUACAAGGUUCUAGGGAGCAAGGGCCCUGACUCAAAGCUGGGAAACCCAGCCAGCCCCUUGACCGUCCUCCCAGUGGACUACCUUCCUACCCAUGAGGGCUACUUACCCUCCAACAUGAAUUAUCUCCCUUCACAUGAGGCUCCCAUAACUGAUCCUCUGGAAGAACUGCCUCAGCACAUCUCUCUUUCCAUUUUCCCCUCAAGUUCCCUUCGCCCACUCACCUUCUCCUGUGGUGAGAAGUUGACUCUGGACCAGUUAAAAAUGGGGUGUGGCUCCCUCAUGCUCUGAGUGGUGAAGCUUGAAGUGUGGAAAGCUGAUGAACCUCCAACCAGCAAGGCAUGCCCUGUCUACCCAGCCACCUGCUCCAGUGGUCAUUACCUCUGGGCGCUCCCAUCAGAUCUGGGUGCAGCUAGAGGGCAGGUAAGCCAGCUCAGGGUGAAUCUCAGGAACUGAGAGUUGGCUGUAAUCAAAUCCAGAUACCUCAUCUUGCCUUCUGCAGAGCCUUAAAAUUACAUCCUCUGCUGUGUGGACCUGGAAAUUCCAGUCUGGGUUCUUGCAACUUUCUUGUCUAUGUUGUCCAGAAAGGAGAAAGGCAAGAGUAGAAACCAAAACUCUUACUAGCAAUGGCAAACAGUGCAGAGGACCAUUCAUUCAACAACCACUUAUAGUUGACCUUGAAUAACGUGUUUGAGCUGCAUGGGUCCACCUAUAUGCAUAUUUUAAAAAAUAAUAAAUUCUACAGUACUAUGUGAUCCAUUGUUGGAUACUGAGUCACAGAUACAGAAGGCCAACUAAAAGUUAUAUGCAGAUUUUCAACUGCACAGGGGAGUCGAUGCCCCUAAUCAUCACAUUGUUUAAGGGUCAACUGUAUAUAAAGUUGCUACUAUAGACGACAUCUAUGUCUAGAUCAGUAUGUCCCAUAGGCCUGAUACACAAAUGUUCUGCUAGGUCAUGUUUAACUCUUCAUCCAUGCCUCCUGCCGUUCCAGACUAACAUAGUUCUCCCAGGCUUUAUUUGAAAAGCUUAAGCUUCUUCCUUACAUAUCUAUUCUACUCUGUUUAGCUGCUGUGUAAGCACCCCCACAGCAUGGUUCCUUGCAUCUCCACAGCUUCAGCACUGGCUUGUCUGCACCCAGGCUGUGGAGCCCCUGGUUUGACUGUUUGCAAUAGGUCAUGACAGACAAAGCUGCCACCUCAGAAGCAGUCCAAACUGUCACCUCUUGAGAGUAAGAGCCAACUCAUUUCUUGCAAUACCUGCUGUUCCUGUAUUUGCUUUCUUUUGAUUAUUUAAUAGCCAUUUUAGCCACUCUUCCCCUCCCGCUUCAACACACAGGCCCCAGUUUCCUUUUUAACCAACCACACCUUUUCCCUUGGGGAAGGAAAUGGCAACCAACUCCAGUACUCUUGCCUGGAGAAUCCCAUGGACAGAGAAGCCUGGCGGGCUACAGUCCACGGGGUUGCAGAGUCAGACACGACUGAGCAACAAAAGCAUCACCACUACCUUUUCCCUUCCGUUAAAGCCCCAACUGGUACUGCAGCCCUCAAUUAUUUUCUCAAUAAAAAAAAGUCUCCUUCUAAGGAUGCAGAAGCAUCCUCAGCACUCCCCUUGUACAAUGCACUUUUCCUCUACUGGACUGUAUGUAACCUGAAGGCAGGGAUCACAGCAAUCUGAUUCUCCAGCACCAUGGCUGGUCCACAGUGCUGAAGAAUCAGAUUGAUAGAGUAGGUUUAUCAAUAUAAAGUAAGAGAUGUCUCCUGCCACCGCCUCCACCUUGCUCCUUCUGUUCUAGAAGGCAAUCCAGCUAUGCCUGCUUCCUCUUUAUUGAGACAAUUGCAUUUACUUGUAAUCCUCUUCAUCCUCAACCCCCAUUCUACCCUACCAUUGACUGACAGCGCUACUAUAAUACAUGUUGCUGUUCAGUUGUGUCUGACUCUCUGCCACCCCAUGGACUGUUACUCACUGGGCUCCUCUGUCCAUGGGAUCUCCCAGGCAGAAAUACUGGAGUGGGCUGCAUUUCCUCCUCCAGGGCAUCUUCCCGAACCAGGGAUAGAACCCAUGUCUCCUGCAAGUCUCCUUCAUUGCAGGUGGAUUGUUUACUGCUGAGCUACCAAAAACCUAUUUGAGCAUGCCUCUGGCUGCUCACUCUGGCAGAUAAAAUGCCCUCUUUCCGUGAAUGACAGGAUAGGUAACCUCAUUCUGCCCUUGCUCCAAAUAGUUUUUCUAAUCUUCCUUCCUGCCCACACACAAAUAAAAUUCCUAGAUCAGACUGCCUCGUUUACCAAGCCUAGUAGAGCUCACCAAUAUUCAUAUAGCCAGGCUUUCAUUCAUCAGGAAAAUUAGCAAUACUUUAAAUCCUCACUCCUGAUACACAUCCCCAAAGCCAACCCAGAAAUCUACGCUCUAUUGAAACUAUCAAAUUCCUUAAUUCUCUGGGACCUAAAUACUACAGAUAGAGUUCAAGUUCACUCUCAGUGAAUUCACGGGCAUCUCUACCAAUUUGUGUGUAAAGAUCACUACCUUCAAUUAUUCAUUAAAAAGACCCUCUUUAAAAAAAAAAACAACAAAACCCUCUUUACCAGAAGCCAGAAACUCCAUUUCCUGGGCCUCUGUCUUCCUUAUAGGCUAUAGAAAAGCCAAGCUGUUGUUAUCUAGUUCUUUCCCUUUAGUGCCUUUUCCCCUCCACCCUGUCCCAAUUUCUCAGGUUCCACGAAUAGCCUACAGCUGCAACUCACCAAUGCCCAGCCACCAGUGAAAGAGAUGCCAAGCUAGGCACAUUCUAUUCUAGUCAGUACCCCUUACUCGAUUCUUGGUUUUCUCCAUCAGGCUCUUUUUCUUCCACCUGAUGUAGUUGUCAUCUGUCGCAGUAUCACUGCUCAAGCCUUCCAAAGGAGCCCUGUUCUUCUCUUUCUAGCCUGCAGGAAUCAAGGACAUUCACAUUAUCCACCCUUAUGAAAGGCUAAUAGGUAAACCCUUAAAUUAAUCACUCUCUAAAAUAAAGAGAUUAGAAAGUCCUCUUCUUCACCUUAAAAAAAAAAAUGGAUUAGGAAUUUAAUCAGUUGGUCAACUGAUGAUGGAAAGGAAAAAGUCAUAUUUUUACAUCACAGUCUACACUAAAAUAAAUUUCCAAUUAAAACUUUGCAAAACACACCCAAGUUAGAUAAAAAUAUUUUCAAGAUAUGCCAAGAUAACUUACAGAUCAAUAUGAAAAAAGAAUCAACACUUCAAAGAAAAAUGGACUGAGUGAGCAACUCACAAAAUUCAUAUAAAUACCCAAUAAGCAUGAAAAAACCUGUUUUAUCAAAGAAAUAAAAAUUAAGUACCAUUUUUCCCUUACCAAAUUAGAAACAUUAAAAAUUAGCUGGUAUUAAUAAGAGUACUGUUAGUUGGCUCUUUUCUGGAGGCACCUGGGCAAUAUUCUGUAAAAUUUGAGUCAGGAACUCCUUUCCUAGCAAUGUAGACUAAAACUGUAUAAAUAUCAUAAAGUGAAUAAAAGACUUAUCACAGCAGUGACUAGAAGGGGGGUGGAUGUUAAGAGUAGUAACUGAAGCAAUGGACCUUUGAAAGACAAGUUUAUAUAACAAGCCAAUUUUGCCUUUACUCCCAUUCUUACAGGAAUUGUUAAUAAUGAUCAACAGCCUCUAACAUAGUACUUAGUCCAUGCAGUUUUCAAGAGGUAUAACUCAGGUCUCACCAUGACUAGUUUAAGGUAGGUGUUCUCUCCACUUCAGAGAUGAGAAAACUAUGGUACAAGUUAACUAAACCCCAGUCAUACUAUUAGAACCUGAUACCACAGUCUGGUUUUAGAGCCUAACUUUCAACUACUUUAAUUCUUCUCUAUGCAAGUGACUGCACAACAAAUUUUCUAUCAAUUGGGAUUCUGACUCUAGUUGACAAUACCUGUGAUUCCAUAAAAAUCUUUGAACCUAUUGUUACUAGAUAAUAAAAAACUGGCAUUUCCAUACUUCUAAAGUUCUAGAGCAUUCUUGGUUCUUUAGGAAACUACCUAAAAAGCAGGAAAAUCUUAAAUGACACCAGGAUAAAUCUGGCACUAAGUUUGCUAACUUAUCUACUCAUCUAAAUCUUACAAGGCACACUGUAGGUCACAGACGGGAAACACUUCUGAGAAAGUCCAUUAUUUUAAGGAAACUGUCAAGUAUUUAAAACUAUGAAUAAAAAUAUUAUGCCUUUCAAAUAGAGAAGUAACCAGAA
Molecule: messenger RNA, 6511 nt
Organism: Odocoileus virginianus texanus
Lineage: Eukaryota; Metazoa; Chordata; Mammalia; Artiodactyla; Cervidae
Source: RefSeq, a predicted model, not a curated record